This is a messenger RNA of Cydia splendana, 6514 nucleotides long. Its product is annotated as mucin-2-like. The transcript is spliced from 2 exons. Gene Ontology annotation, cellular component: extracellular region. The record is from RefSeq and is a predicted model, not a curated record. The coding region runs from base 93 to 6302 and encodes 2069 amino acids. Lineage: Eukaryota; Metazoa; Arthropoda; Insecta; Lepidoptera; Tortricidae. Gene Ontology annotation, molecular function: chitin binding.
AAGAGGAGCUCAACGCGCCCAUUCGAAUAGAAACGACCAAAACGAAAAGUUCUAAACGACGAAUGCCCGGCAUAACCUGAUAUUAAUACAGGAUGAGUGUGCCGAUGGCUUCUACGAAAAAUUACAUGAACGAAUUGUUUGGGACACUGCUGGUACUGUCCGCAUUGUUAUCAACGGCGUCAGCAAUAGACUGUCAUGGGAAAUCUUUCCAUUGCGUGAACUCCACCCACUUCAUGAUAUGUGUGGACCUAGGGGGCGGAGUCUCCCAGGCAAUAGACAACUUCUACAUAGCCUGCCCUCCUCCGACGGUUUGUCAGGGAACAAACCACUUUGAAUGCGAGUUUCCAGCACCAACAACACCUAGCACUAUAAGCAACGUCAUUAAUGAAACCACACUUCCGUGGGAGGAGAUAAUAACUUCUUCUUCUUUGGAUAACACAAAGAAAGAGUUUUCUGAAAAUUACAUAAAUACAGAGAGGGCUACAACUGUAGAAUACAGUGUUACUACUGAUACAACCGUGGAUGUUACUACAAGAACAGCGUCGAACUUUUACAUCAAUAAUGGAUUAAAUGUGACAGAAAUUACACCAACUAUAGUUGCAGAUAUUACAACAUCUCCUAUAGAAACUAUAUCACAGACUAUAAGCGAAGACCGAAGUAUAACAGAAACUAUAUUAACAACUGAAGGUGUUACAACGAAUGUCAUAGAAAUUGUAACAGAAACUACAGCCGAAACUAACAAUCCAACAAAAACUGAUCUAGUGAUCGCUGGUGAAGAAAACAACAAAAAGGCUAUAAAUAUUAAUACACAAACUACAACCGAAAAUAUUGACAUUACAGAAACUGUAACAACAGAAUCAAGUCCAAUAACUACAGAACAAAUAUUACAAACAACGACUGACAACCCUCUCGAGGUAGAUACGUCUUACCUAUACACACAAUUACCACAGGUCCUUACUAUGAUUCAGAACGAAAAUGUAACAAACAAUACUUUGUUAAAAAAAUCUUCCGCAGAAAAAAAUAAAUCUACUAACGAUAAAGGAAAAAAUAAUUCCCCACAAAUUGGUGGUAAUAAUGUAAAACAAAAAAAAUAUACGGUGGAUGCACAAAAUGCUAAAGAUACAACGAAUUUAGAUAAAGCAUCUGUUCUUGAUACAGUAGGAAACGCCCCGAGAUCUGAGCAACCAAAAACGAUAUACGAAGAAAUCUUUACAACAGACUCUACUCAAAACACUGAGAUAGUAAAUCUCGACAUAGUAACUACAGAGGUUAUACCAAGUAGUAACAUUGAACUAGGCACUACUCAAGCACCAUCAUUGACACUAAGUUCUGCAGACACACCAACUGUAGACGAAGCAUAUACUACUGAAACAGUUCAAAAAGUUCCCACUUCUGAGCAUCCUACAACAAUAUACGAAGAAAACCUUAGAAAAGACUCGACUCAAAACAUUGAAACAGUAAAUCUAGACAUUGUAACAACAGAGGCUGUGAAUAUACCUCUUCCACAUAGUGACGUUCAACUAGUCACGACUCAAACACCAUCAUUGACACAAAGUUCUGCAGACACAACGACUGUAGAUGGAGCAUAUACCAUUGAAACAGUCGAAAACGGUCCAAUUUCUAAGGAUCCAACUACAAUAUACGAAGAAAACUUUACAAAGGAUACUACUCAAAAUAUUGAAACAGUAAAUCCCGACAUUGUAACUACAGAUCCUAUAAAUAUACCUUUUUCAAAUAGUGAUGGUCAACAAGUCACGACUUACGCACCAUCAUUGAUCACGCAAAGUUUUGCAGACACAACGACCCUAGAGGGAGCAUUUACUAUUGAAACAGUCGAGAAUGCACCCAGUUCUGAUCAACCAACAACAGUAAAUGAAGAAAAAAUUAUAAAAGACUCCACUCAAAACAUUGAAACAGUAAAUCUGGACAUUGUAAUUACAGAGGCUGCGAAUAUACCUUUAUCAAAUAGUGAUGAUCAAACAGUCAUGACUCAAGCACCAUCACUGUCGCAAAAUUUUGCAGACACAACGACUCUAGACGGAGCAUUUACUAUUGAAAUAGUAGAGAACGCGCCUAGUUCUGAGCAACCAACAACAAUAUACGAAGAAAACUUUACAAGGGAUACUACUCAAAAUAUAGCUACAGUAAAUCUCGACGUUGUAACUACAGAACCUAUAAAUAUACCUUUUUCGAAUAGUGAUGGUCAACAAGUCACGACUUACGCACCAUCAUUGACGGAAAGUUCUACAGACACAACGAUUUUAGAUGGAGCAUAUACUAUUGAAACAGUCGAAAACGCGCCUAGUUCUAAGGAUCCAACUACAAUAUACGAAGAAAAUUUUACAAAGGAUACUACUCAAAAUAUUGAAACAGUAAAUCUCGACAUUGUAACUACAGAUCCUAUAAAUAUACCUUUUUCGAAUAGUGAUGGUCAACAAGUCACGACUUACGCACCAUCAUUGACGCAAAGUUCUACAGACACAACGACUCUAGACGGAGCAUUUACUAUUGAAACAGUCGAGUAUGCACCCAGUUCUGAGCAAGCAGCAACAGUUAAUGAAGAAAAAUUGAUAAUAGACUCCACUCAAAACAUUGAAACAGCAAAUGCCGAUAUUGUAACUACAGAGGCUGCGAAUAUAACUUUUUCAAAUGGUGAUGAUCAACUAGUCAUGACUCAAGCACCAUCAUUGACACAAAAUUCUGCAGACACAAUUCUUGAUACAGUAUUUACCAUUGAAACCGCCGAGAAUAAUUUAACUACCGAACAACCAACUACGAUAAAUGAACAAAGUUUGACAAUCCAUACUACUCAAAAUAUCGCGACAGAGAAUAUUAUUCCUAACAGCAAAGCACUAAAUGGAGACAUCAUGACUACAGAAACUAUUUAUCAGUCUUCUACAAUGAUAAACGAUCAAUCAGUUAUGACUGAAAAAUCACAUGUGACAAAGACAACCGUGGAAUUGGUUACCAGUACUGAGCAAACACCUAUGUUACAUGAGGAAAAUCGGACAGCGGUAACUUCUGAAAACGUUGCUAGCCAAAAAGUACCAAUUGCAAUUGGUCACACUCAGUCUGUAACAUCAAAACCACAAGAUCCAGAAUACGUAAAGCAAGAUGUAACAAUGACAGCUGAAAUCUUUGAGAAUGGUGCCAAUAAGGAACAACCAAUUACGACAAAUGAAAAAAGCUCAACAACGGGUACUAUACAAAAUGUUGCAACAGAAUAUAAUCUUAUUCCAACUAGACAUUCAGUAAAUUUUGAUAUAACAACGGAGGUCGUGUAUACACCUACCACAAUAAAUAAUGACCUUAUAAUUCAAGUUGCAUCAGAAGAUUAUAUCUCGACUAAAACUCAAGUACUGACAGAUACAACAGUAGACGGUACGAAGGUUGAUGGGGUAUUCACUACAGGAGUAGUAGGUAAUGGUGACAGUACAAAUAAAAUAAAAUUAAUAAAUAAAGAAAGUGUGGCAACAGAUACUACUCGAAGUAUUGACUUAAUCAACCUUCCAACUGAAACCGUGAAUUUAACUACAAUAAUUAGUAAUGCUCAAUCUGCUUUUGAAAAUAAUAUGAAAACUGAAGGUCCAUUACUGCCAUCUGAAAACAUAGUAUCUACACAGGAAGUAAAUAAGGAAGCCGAUUUUAUAACAGCAAAACCAAUCAAUAUUGAGCAGAUAAUAGCGAAAUUACCUGAGGAGAAACUUAUUCCUAAGGAUGAAUUAGAAAUGGCUAUAGUACAAACGACAAACAACAAUUACGCAAAUGCAGAACAUGAUAUUGAUGGCUCUCAGCAAAAAAGCAAAACCGAAUUUUUAGGUCCCAAAAGUGAAUCAAACGAUAUUCCCAAUCAAACUUAUAACAGCCAAAAAGGCGAAAGUGAAACAAUACGAGUGCCUAAUCAUGUGCAAUAUAGUAAAUUACAACCAAGCACCGUAGAAGGUCAAGAUCAGACAGUAAAUAUAAAUUGGAAUCCUUUCGACAAUUAUUUGAUCGACAAAUCUAAUCAAAAUUCACAACUUACAGGCAAGUCUGAUGUCACAAACCUAAACAUCGAACGAAACGAUGCAAACGUGGUUAGUUCUGAUACAGAGUUUAUGCCUCAGCAACAUAUUAUAUCGGCAUUACCUGCAACUAAUCCCAUUCCCGCUGAAAUUAAUACUGGUAAACAAAGCUAUAACGCUACUACUGUAACCCAGAGAUCAAACGGUUUUCUGAUUACAAAUAGACUUCCAGAAAAUAUAAUUAAUGUGAACAGCGAACCUGAAGUCGCCAGUUUACCUACACCAGAGCCCGUAACCCGGGUUAAAGAACAUUCUACUUAUUUGAAAACCAACACAUUAGCAAGUGGUGGAUCAGUUACCUUGUCUUCGUCAAAGACUGCACCAAAAAAUGCAAAAGUUGCUGAUACUACAAUACUGGAUAUUACCAUACCUAAGUUAUUUGGCCCUAUAUCAGACUCUACAGUUGACGAAAUUGGCAGCAAAGUUAAGGAGAUUGGGAGCAACGCUAAAGUUUCCUCGAAUAAGAAAGAAGUUGACAACUCCAAAAACAAUAAAGAGGCAACUGUUGUUGAUACUAAAAUACUGGAUAAUACGCACAAUAUUGAAAACAUACAUAACUUAUUUAGCCCCGGGUCAGAAUCUACAGUUGACCAAACUGGCAGCAAUGUCAGGGAGAUUGGAAGCAACGCUAACGUUUCUUCGUAUAAUAAAGAAAUUGAUUAUCCCAAAAACAGUGAAGGUUCAAUAACUGUUUACCUUUCGAAAACUAAACUACAUAACGAUAAAACUGAAUUACAAACCAAUACGCAUGACCUGUCGGAAACGAUUAAUAUGCGAAUAACAACUGAAGGGGAUCACGAUAGAAUCGACGAGUCCAGUAAGCCAGUCAUGUUCAAUAUAUUGCCGUUACCUAUGAAUAAUGUAAAGCUUCGUCCAUCAGUUACCAAUAUACCACUUUUGACGGAUGUGACGUCUAUGACGCAAAACGGAAAUAUUGUCCUUACAACUGAACCAUAUCAAUCAGCAACUAUCUAUCCUACUCUAGUUAACACUCCAAUACAAGCUAGUGUCAAUGGCGUCCAUAAUACAAAUACUCCAACAAUCAAGAACCUACCUACAUUAGAAAUUACCGACAAAGUCAUUAGUUCAAAAAAUCCUAUAUUCGGUGGUUCGACUACUGUAGGCAAUUUGCAUAUUACGAAGGAUUCUACAUUUCCGGAUGCUAAAUCGCGAACUGGGGUCAUCAAUAGAGGCGAUGUUUCUCCACCGCAUCCACUUCGAGUUGGGCAGGUAUCCAUCGGACAAACAAAUACACCUGAUAAUAAUGUAGAUACUAUAUCAGCUAAGGAACAAAAUGUAAAUGAAACCUAUUCCCCUCAGACCUCAAAUGCUAAUGAGAAUGAACCACAAAAAAACAAUUCACCUAUAAAUCUUUCUUUAUCUAUUGCUAUACAAAAGCCUUAUGUAAAUACUGUUCAAACACUUUCUCAAUCGGUGACCCCAAAUCCAAUUUCACCAGUCACAAAGCAAGUUGCAAAUGAAGUGGCAAUACCCUUUACCUGCGUCAAUGGCAGAAGGGGUAGAUAUUCGGACAAGGACGAUUGUAGAAAAUUUUACAUUUGUGUUGGUAUCAAUCAACCCGUUGUUGGUAACUGUCCCGAAAACACCGUGUUUAGUGACAUUAGAAAACUAUGUACUAAAAACUUGUCUCAUUGUAUACGACAUAAUGAGUUCAAAUGCCCAUCAGUGGGCAGAUUCAGCGACUUUAUGAAAGACAAUGUUUAUUACAUUUGCGUCGAUCAUAAGGACCACUUGUAUAGAUUCAAAUUUCAAUGUCAAAGUGGCUACAUUUUUAACAAAACAACAGUGAAAUGUAUAGAGUCAAAGGAGAUAGAGUCCAAUGAAUCAGUUUCGAUCUCUUCAAGUGAUAACAGUAGUCAAACGGGUAGCACGAGUGCUGCUAGUCGCAGUAUAAAUAACAACAGUGUCAGCACUAGUAGAAUCAGCAAUAACAGCAGUAGCGAUGAUAGUAGUAAGACCGAUGACGUUUCAAUGACUAAAAAUACCAACGAGGAAGAAACGCGCGAAAAAUCAGAAGGAAACGAAGAUGACGAGGAAGAUGAAGUGUUUAAAUGUAAAAAGGAAGGUAAAUUCCCGAUUCGUAAUGAAUGCAGGCGAUUCUACUUAUGCAAGAAACGGAAAUCAGAGUACCGGCGGAAGAUAAAGAAAUGCGGUUCGGGCCGCGUGUUCGACAAGGAUAAGAAACGGUGCGUGGACGCAGACAGCUACGAGUGCUAACACCCUAGAGUCCCUAUAUCUUGGUACAAUACUAUUGAUCUGUUACGUGAUAUUAGAUAGAGAGACUUUGAGUCCUAUAGGUACAAAAGUUAUGUUUAUACCUAAUUUAUUCUAUUGUUACAAUUUUGUUUCUACUAAUAUUAUAAAACUGUUAUUUUUACACUGACGUUAUUGUAAGAUUUAUUACAUUAUUAAUAAAACAAAUUAACAAA